Molecule: messenger RNA, 7815 nt
Organism: Dicrocoelium dendriticum
Lineage: Eukaryota; Metazoa; Platyhelminthes; Trematoda; Plagiorchiida; Dicrocoeliidae
Source: the annotation of a GenBank genome assembly
GUAUGCCGACGCGAGUGAUGGAAAUGCAUCCAUUGUUCACAGUUCCGUACCGGUCACCGUUGGCUGGAUGAAAUGAUUCGACCACUAUCAGAAUUACUGUACGGCUUCAGAGUAAGUGACAGUAAAAAUAUGUAAGGGGACGAGUUCUAGGACGAAACUCCAGGGGUUAGCAAUCGAAAAGGACACACAUCCGUACACUGGGAUGUAGUGAAGCAAUUGUGCGGAAAAUAACACCGGCGACACAAGUACCCUCAAUACCAGAAACGGAAGAUAUGUUCCGAACCCAUACCGCGGGAACAGCGAGGAGAUGGCAAAACAAGUUUGCAGGUGACGGCGCACGGUGACUUUGAGAGGAGAAACACGCUGGCUAAGAUAGCCCCUGAAUGAAGGACGAAUUUGGAGUUACUAGACAAUUAAAAUAUUGUGUCGGUUUCCAGGAAGAACUCUCAGGUGAAUAGUUCGAGAGUUUGCACCGCCGCUUCCAGGGUAAACAUCUGGUUCACAAUGAAAAAAUAGUUUCCUAGUCGAAUCCUGCCAAAAGCCACUGAUUCGGUGGUCCAAACCACAGAAUCAAGAUCAGCCCACUUCGAUAUGUCGUAUCAUAAUCAACUUUUCAGCGUAUAGAAUUCCGCUUUGGGGCUCUGCGUCGCUCCAUUAGGUACACUAAGUUGAUUCGACGCGCCAGUGCAGCAGCAAAAAAUACCAGGACAUUGCUUAUAUUGACAAAGUAAACGCAUGAGGUGAAACUAGGGACGACUACUAUCGAAACCAAUGUCGUCGAAAACUGCUAAAAAGUGCGGCAUGAAGUCGUAUACUAUAAAGAUCGUUGCCAUUACAGAGAAAAAUAACUCGCCCUGAAGAGAGUCCCUGGUUCAGAAACGAUGAAACCUCUUUUUCGUGUUCCACGGACCUGAAGUUUGAAGAACGAGUAGUUGGCCUACUCACUCGUCAAAUAGGGGAAUCGGCUACGGUCGCAAGGAAUCAGGCCUUUCUCCUCUACCACUCGAGGAGCGAAAAUGGCUUUAGAAAAUGUUAUGAUUGCGAAAUGACUGAAUUACAGAUGUCUCAUUGACUCAAAAUCAUCAACCACUCAGCUUCUGGGCGUGUGCCAUAAACGACCUCCGCCGACGGAAAUUAUUAUCACCAUCAUCAGUAUACAUGAUAGCCUCAUGCGGAAAACACCACAGCUAUGGUGCCGUAAUAAAAAAAAGAAGAAAAGUGGAACAGGCAAGCCGGCGGUCACCAGUAACGGAUGGACAUGGUUCCAGAGAGCUAACAACGGGCUAUUGUGCCGCAACUCGUAUUGUACUGUUAGGGAAAAUAACCCAGCUAUUGAAAAGGACGCGCAUGCAAGCACAGAAGCUUCGCGAGAGUGGCGCCAUUAUUCAGCCCAUACCAACCAUCUGUGGCCUUAAUGCGUGAAGCGGUAGGCAAACUAGCAAAUUAAAAACGGCUAUGCUAAUGUUCACCGAUCACUACGUUAUGACGUACACAUAAAUCAGAUAAUCAAGCGGUCGACGCGCGUAUAACAAACCGAGCCGAAAGAUAAACAAAACGAGUUUUGUUACUCCGGGUGUUUUGCUAUGUAUGUCCUGAAAACCCACCACCUUACUCAGUGAAAUAAGCUGAGUGCAUGAAAUGAACAUGCAAUGAAUGAACAGAACCGAAACCCCGAUGGUAGAGACAUAUCAAUGGCGGAUCCAUUGGUGCCACAUAUCCAUUCGAACGAAUUCGCAAACGAAUACUACCGCCCAUGAAGACUUGAUACCAAUACUUUUUGGCCGCUGUCUAUGAAAAUGCCAGAUCCCCCUCACUUGCACGCUCUAUUACUAUUAUCAAUUGCCCACUGUUUUCGGUACACCUGAUAACAGAUAUCUGUGGCUCAUUCAUGCUACCUGGAACAGUCCAAGUCCUGUGGGAUAAAGAAGUGGUAACUAGCUACACGACUGCCUACAAGCCACAGCCUGAUCGUCAAGUAGAAGGUCCCAAUAGUAUUCUCUUGAAAAAUAUUUAGGCUUCGUGAAGCAGGAAUCUGCUAAUCUCGUAGAGAAACACCACUCUACCGAGUGAGUUUUGUCCUGUGCGACGUGCAACUAAUAGGUUUCCCGUGUCAGUCAGGUGUACGGUUACUGGUUCGACUUUAGUGAGGCGAAUGCGUUAGUCCUCAAAGUACAAACACAUGGUGGAGAGAUCUAGAUAUCACAAAACACAUCUCGCAGUCAGCAUCAGUAGCGCAUCUGCAGUCGUCUCCUAGUCAGACUGCCUGAGUGCGCUGAGUUAUAUGCGGAGUAAUGGUUGAUUAUGACGGGGGGCAGUAAAAACUGCGAAUGGUCGCGCCGCUGCCGCCUUUGCACGAUAGCCAGCUGUUUGUGAUGGUACGUUGUUGACAAGAUGUAGCCGCGUUUAUAACGUAUGGUUGUUUAAGGUGUAGUGACCUGGAGAUUCCCCUGUUUGGCUGCCGCAUGCUGCGUAAAAUAUUACAAAAUCACAAAAUUAUAUUUUCUCGAUGUACAUAGCAAAAUAGCCGCUCGCCUGUUUGAACGUUGCUCGCGUUUGUUUGAGUCAACAUAGCAUCCGCCUUCGAACGGCGCGACGCUCCUCGGCUCCGCGGCCAUCUUUGCUCUCCGCGCACGCGACCACACCUUCCCUAGCUAGCUAUCUUUCGGUGCCUUAUUUUUAGCACUAGAUAGCCUUUCGCCCACUUAAUAAAUUUUUCCUAGCGUUACGUUUGGUGUUCUCCACUCAUCGGAGGUUGGCCUUAUUUUCGCGUAUUGGUUUUAAAGCGUACCGAUCCCGCUUCGCGCUUUAUUGGUGACCCCGAAUUUUGGUCAUUAUCCGGUGAGUUUUCGCUAACCUUUCUUUUCAGAUUUGGCCACAUUUUUUCGCUAACCCGUCUGAUUUUCACUUUUCAUUUUCCGAUUUAAUCUUGCUGGCUCGCUAUUUUGCUCGCUAUGGAAACUGAUCGUGUAGAUUAUGACGUUCAGAUCGGCACAGUUACGCUUCCUAUCGCACCUUUUCGCGAGACUAAUCCUAAGUCUUGGUUUGGUCAGCUAGAAUCGCAAUUUUCUUUGCGUGGUAUUAGGUCCGAAAAGACCAAGUUCCACCUUGUCGUUUCCGCGCUUCCGCUAAAUGUCAUCGAUGACAUUGAUGACAUUCUAGAUCUUCCUGACGACCAAAAGACUUACGAUGCAGUCAAGACAGCUGUGCUGAGAAGAACAGGCUUAUCCGAUCGACAACGAGUUACGAAACUCCUCAACGAAACCGAUCUUGGCGAUCUUAAGCCGUCUCAGCUGCUUCGAAAAAUGCAGAGCCUAGCUAAACCCACUUCGAUAGAUGAUUCUUUUCUUCGGGAAAUGUGGUUGCAACGACUUCCGCGCGAGAUGCUACACAUCCUCUGCGCUAGUGAGGAUGCACCUUUAUCCAAACUGGCCGAUACAGCCGACCGAAUUUGGGAGUCGUACGGCCAGGUUUCGCAGGUCCACACGAAACCGGACAACGAUAUCGCUACGCUUAAAUCCCAGAUGGCAACGUUGACUCGACAAUUCGCAGACUUUUCGGCCUCCAGACAUAACCGCUGUAAAUGCUCUAGGAGCCGUUCGCGUUCACGUUCGAAGUCUCCUUCGCGAUCACCGAAUAGAAACGGUUACUGCUGGUACCACGAACGCUUCGGCCAGCAAGCUAAAUCAUGUCGCCCGCCCUGUUCCUUCAAACGACAGCAGCAGGGAAACGGGCAGACCAGCACGUAGGGGCGACGGACGUAGCUGGUCAACGCAGUCGCCUUUUCUUCGUCACCGAUCGUAGAACCGGAGUUCGCUAUCUCGUCGAUACUGGCGCAGAAGUCAGCGUUCUCCCGCGUGAUCCAAAUGACCCGACCGAAAAGGUGACUAGUUCAUUGCGCGCAGCUAACGGAACCAUUAUCCGCGUAUAUGGUCAACGCUCGCGCACGCUAAAUCUCAGCCUCCGACGCGCUUUCAAAUGGAUAUUCCUCGUUGCCGAUGUUCAAACGCCUAUCCUUGGUCUCGACUUCUUACGUCAUUACGACCUACUCGUCGACGUUAAGCGACACCGUCUAGUCGACCGUCUUACGAAUCUCGCAGUCAUUGGGACUUUGACCGACACCGCGUCAAUCAGUCCCGUGUACGCGACUCAACUUACUUCACCCGUCGGGCAAACGCUGCUCGAUAGUUUUCCGCAGGUCUUCCGUCCUGCCGUCCCGUUGCCUUCCGCAACCGACGCCGCGACACAUCACAUCGUUACGAAAGGUCCGCCUGUGUUCGCAAAAGCCAGGCGCAUGACCCCCGACAAGCUCAAAAUUGCACGCUCCGAAUUCGAGCACAUGUUAGACUUAGGCAUUAUUCGCCCGUCUAAGAGCCCGUGGGCGUCGCCUCUACACAUGGUGCCUAAAAAGUCAGGAGACUGGCGUCCAUGUGGCGACUAUCGCGCUCUUAAUAACGCUACCGUCCCCGACCGCUAUCCCAUUCCGCACAUUCAGGACAUCACGGCUAGCCUACGUGGCGCCCGUGUGUUCUCGAAGAUCGAUCUGGUUCGCGCUUACCACCAGAUCCCUGUAGCCGAGGAUGACAUUCCGAAAACCGCAGUCAUCACGCCUUUCGGACUUUUCGAAUUCUUGCGAAUGCCCUUCGGUCUUCGUAACGCAGCUCAAACUUUUCAACGCUUCAUAGACUCUGUCACCAGAGGUCUCGACUUUGUUUAUCCUUAUAUAGACGACAUCUUAGUAGCUAGUUCUUCCGAAGAACAGCACGCGAAGCACCUCAAGAUGCUUUUCCAGAGGUUAGCUUCUAAUAGCAUUACGGUCAACGCUGACAAAUGCAUCUUUCAGCAACCAUCUAUCGAAUUUCUUGGUCAUCGAAUUGACCAGCAUGGCAUACGGCCGCUCGAAGACCGAGUCAUCGCUAUUAAGGACUUUCCCGUUCCGACUACUUUGGCCGCCAUCCGCCGUUUUAGUGGGAUGAGUAACUACUACCGUCGAUUUCUGCCACGUUGUGCCGACUUGCUCAGUCCAUUGACCGACUUACUUCGUGGACGCAAGAACGGCAAUGUCGAAUUGACGCCCGCUGCAACCGAAGCCUUCAAAGCCUGCAAAGAGGCCUUGGCCGAAGCCGUUAUGCUUCACCAUUUCGAGCCGAAGGCUCCACUCAGCGUUGCAGUCGAUGCAUCGGACACCGCCAUUGGCGCCGUCCUGCAGCAAUUCACUGAGGGAUGCUGGAAACCACUCGCUUUCUACUCCCGACGCUUACAACCGGCAGAAGCCAAGUACAGCACGUUCAGCCGCGAACUGAUGGCAGUUUAUUCUACCGUGCGACAUUUUAGGCACGUCUUAGAAGGUAAUUCGUUCGUUAUCUUCACCGAUCAUAAGCCGCUUAUUUACGCCUUUCGAAAUCAAUCAGCUCGACACUCACCACGUGAGGUUCGUCAGCUGGAUUUCGUGGCUCAAUUUUCUACUGACCUCCGACACAUUUCAGGUCAGAAUAACGUCGUUGCUGACGCUCUUUCGCGCGUCUCCGCAAUCCACACCGCUGGCCAGGCAAUCGACUUAUCUGCCAUGGCUACCGCGCAACUAAACGACACUGACUGUCAGAACGUGAAACAAGAUUCUUCGCUACAAAUCACACCGCAUCCACUACCGUCGUCUGAUGGCACAAUCUUGUGCGAUACUUCUACUGGACGACCUCGACCCGUCGUUCCAGAAACCUUUCGACGUCUAGUUUUCGACACACUUCAUAACAUCGCUCAUCCAGGCAUCCGAGCCACGAUCAAGCUCAUAUCCGAGAGAUACGUUUGGCCCGGAAUGCAACGCGAUCUUAAGCGCUGGGCACGCGGUUGUCUAACGUGUCAACAGGCCAAGAUACAGCGGCACGUGUCCGCUCCGCUUGGUCGUUUUCCGCAAGUCUCAGCUCGCUUCGCCCAUGUCCAUCUCGACAUAGUUGGACCCUUGGCACCAUCCAGAGGAAUGGUCUACAUUUUGACCAUGAUCGACCGAUACACCCGUUGGCCCGAGGCAGUACCUAUACCCGACGUAUCCGCGGACACCGUAACGCGCGCUUUUGUGGAGCGCUGGGUCGCUUCACAUGGCUGUCCAGCCACAGUGACUACCGACCGCGGUCCGCAGUUCGAAUCCUCGACAUUCAACGAUCUUCUCAAAGUCCUCGGAUGUCAACGCAUCCGGACUACCGCCUAUCACCCGCAAUCUAACGGCAUGGUAGAACGUUUCCACCGACAGCUGAAGGCCUCACUUAGUGCCGCUAAUGCACUAAGCUGGACCGAAGCACUGCCCAUGAUACUACUUGGUAUCCGAUCAGCUCUUAAAGCUGAUUUGCACACGUCCAGCGCCGAACUGGUAUAUGGACAACCUCUUCGACUACCUGGGGACUUCUUUUCUGAAAACCCUAGAACACCUCGCUACGACGCGAAUUACGCUCGGCAGUUAGCCACGAGCAUGCGCCAUAUCAAAGCAACCGACGUGCGAGAACAACGACGUAAAUCGUUCGUUCCACAAGAUCUACUGCAUUGCGCUUACGUUUUCCUUCGAGUCGAUGGUCUACGCAGACCACUCGAACGACCCUACGAAGGUCCAUUUAAGGUUCUUAAACGUAAGGACCGCGUAUUCGUUAUCGACCGCCACGGUAAACGUGAAACCGUCUCUAUCGACCGUCUCAAGGUUGCCCAUGUGGAACCUGAGAUCGACGAUGACUCCUGUCCACCUUCGGACGAGUCAACGCAGCAAAUGAUCGACGACACGCCUACUUCCGAUGCUACGAAGCAUUCUCCGACUAACCUUUCUGACUCAGUUCCUUACGCUUCUAUCGAGCCGAAAGCGUCCUCAUCCGACAAAACUGCUGGAUCGACAACGCCUCCGACCGAACGUCCGAAAUCGACUAGGUCAGGUAGGCGGGUUCAUUGGCCAGCGCGAUUAAAAGAUUAGUCUUCUUUUCAUUCUUCUUUUCCCGCUUCCUUUUUGCUUGUGGCCUAACCCGCCCAACAAAAACGUUUUGAAAACCCAAAAAUAUUUGCAAAGCGUUUUGAAAACCCCAAAAACCGCAAAGACGUUUUGAAAACCCAAAAAAGGAGAAAAUCGUUUUGAAAACACAAAAUGGUUCUCGCUUUAUUCGCUUAUCGCACUCGGUAAGUGCUAUCGCCUUUUGUUAGCUCUGUCGCUCGCACCUGUUUGACACUCCGCGUUUCCGCUUCUUUUUCAUAUCCCCGACACGCGGACGUUCAACGACAAUCGAACGUUACGUUUUCGGACACUACGUGCUCAAACAUCGUGUGCUUUGACACUACGCACUCGAACGCUACGAACAUUUCCCCCAUUUUGUGUUUUUGGCACCUGUAGGGAGGACACGGGUGGGAGCCCCCCUAGCGUCCGAUCGCAUUGGUUCUCCCCCAGCAGCUGCAUCAGGUUUCACCGCCUGGUCUCGCAGAAGGCUGGCCGGCGACGGACAGUCCUCACGUAGAUCGAAGGGUCACCUACGGUUCCCUUCUAAGAGGGGGGCUGUGUAGUGACCUAGAGAUUCCCCUGUUUGGCUGCCGCAUGCUGCGUAAAAUAUUACAAAAUCACAAAAUUAUAUUUUCUCGAUGUACAUAGCAAAAUAGCCGCUCGCCUGUUUGAACGUUGCUCGCGUUUGUUUGAGUCAACAUCGCAUCCGCCUUCGAACGGCGCGACGCUCCUCGGCUCCGCGGCCAUCUUUGUUCUCCGCGCACGCGACCACACCCUUCCCUAGCUAGCUAUCUUUCGGUGCCUUAUUUUUAGCACUAGAUAGCCUUUCGCCCACUUAAUAAAUUUUUCCUAGCGUU